AUGAUAUACAUCCAGUCUAGUCACCGGGAGCAGACAAGAAGCAGCCGUACACUCGAUGCUCAUCCGGCAUCUCCGAAGAAGAACACUACUACGCCGAUAGCGCCGAAGAACCAUUUCUGGCUAGACACGAGGUUGGACAUGUUUGAGAACCAGCAUUCGUCUGGUGUGGGCGUCAUCGUUGCUGUCGCUGGUACGGAUGGGGAUGAAACCGCAGGGUGGGAUUCGCUGGAUGUUGGCGUAGCAUGCGUCAUCGUUAGCUUUAGAAAGGAGCUGAGUCCCGAUUGUUGCACCUCACGCGUUGUGAAAAAAGAAUAUGAGCAUGGAGGGAAUGAAUGGGACCCGGAAGAGGGGACGUACGUCGGCUUCUAG
Messenger RNA from Suillus subalutaceus, 369 nucleotides. RefSeq lists its product as uncharacterized. Lineage: Eukaryota; Fungi; Basidiomycota; Agaricomycetes; Boletales; Suillaceae. The transcript has 3 exons. The record is from RefSeq and is a predicted model, not a curated record. The coding region runs from base 1 to 369 and encodes 122 amino acids.